AUGCUGUUCAGGAAACCCAAGUUGCCGCAGGCCAAUCCUGACGCUUACUACCAGGAUGACAAUGUGGCAUCCGACACACACUCCCAGGCGGCCAUCGCAGGUGAGGAUGGUCAGUUAGUCGAUACUCAUAUUCCCCUCUUGACUUGGCGAUCGUUCGUCAUGGGUGUGUUUGUCUCCAUGGGUGGUUUUCUAUUCGGCUACGACACCGGUCAGAUCUCAGGUUUCCUGGAGAUGAAGAAUUUCCUGCAGCGGUAUGGUCAAAAGAAGUCGGACGGGACGUUCUACUUCUCCAACGUCCGAUCCGGAUUGAUCGUCGCACUGCUAUCGAUUGGAACAUUGAUGGGAGCUUUGGUCGCAGCACCUAUUGCAGAUCGCAUAGGUCGGAAAUGGUCGAUCACCAGCUGGUCGUUGAUGAUCUGUGUUGGCAUCACUGUUCAAAUCUCCUCUCCCACCGGCAAGUGGUACCAGGUAGCGCUCGGUCGUUGGGUUGCCGGAUUGGGUGUCGGUGCUCUCUCCCUCCUGGUUCCGAUGUAUAUGGCAGAGUCCGGCCCUCGGCACAUUCGUGGUUCGUUAGUCAGUACUUACCAAUUGUUCAUCACACUCGGCAUCUUCGUGGCGAACUGCAUCAACUUUGGCACUGAAGCACGACCCGAUACUGGCUCCUGGCGUAUCCCAAUGGGCAUCACCUACGUCUGGGCCCUCAUUCUUGGCUCUGGCAUGGCCCUGUUCCCGGAGAGCCCUCGAUAUGACUACCGACACGGUAAAAUCGACAAGGCCAUCACCACGCUCUCAAAGAUGUACGGCAUCCCAAAGAACCACCGCGCGCUGAAGGUCGAAUUCGAGGAGAUCAAGCAGAAAUAUGAGGAGGAAGUCGCUAGUGGUCAGGUCACUUGGGUUCACCUCUUCAAGGCCCCACGUAUGGCGUACCGCGUGGCGGUGGGUGUCUCCCUGCAAGCGCUUCAACAGCUCACUGGCGCCAACUACUUCUUCUAUUAUGGAACGACCGUGUUUAAAGGUGCCGGGAUCUCCAACAGCUACGUGACUCAGAUGAUUCUCGGUGGCGUGAAUUUCGGAACCACCUUCCUAGGCCUGUAUCUCAUCGAGAACUAUGGUCGUCGUCGGUCCCUCAUUGCCGGUGCCCUGUGGAUGUUCGUAUGUUUCAUGGUCUUCGCCUCCGUCGGCCACUUCUCGCUUGACCGGGAAUUCCCCGAACGGACUCACACCGCUGGGGUGGUCAUGGUGGUCUUCGCCUGUCUUUUCAUUCUUGGGUUCGCGUCCACGUGGGGUCCAAUGGUCUGGACUAUCAUCGCAGAGUUGUAUCCAUCCCAGUACCGAGCUCGAGCCAUGUCCCUGGCGACCGCGUCCAACUGGAUGUGGAACUUUCUGCUAGCCUUCUUUACCCCGUUCAUCACCGGUGCAAUCGAUUUCCGGUACGGCUACGUCUUUGCAGGGUGUUUGUUCCUCGCGGCCGCGAUGGUGUACUUCACCGUUAUGGAGGGACAGGGAAGAACGCUGGAGGAGAUCGACACGAUGUACGUGUGGAAGAUCAAGCCGUGGCACAGCUCCAAAUAUGUCUUUCCUGACCAGACGGAUCGCCGCGACGAAUCCGAGAAGCGCACGGCGGGCACGAAUGAGCACAUGGAGACGUCCGGUGCUCAGCCGGAGACAGAGAUUGUGUAG
This is a messenger RNA of Aspergillus fumigatus Af293, 1680 nucleotides long. RefSeq names its product putative MFS monosaccharide transporter. Gene Ontology annotation, molecular function: carbohydrate:proton symporter activity. The record is from RefSeq and is a predicted model, not a curated record. Gene Ontology annotation, cellular component: plasma membrane. Gene Ontology annotation, biological process: carbohydrate transport; transmembrane transport. NCBI's taxonomy places the organism in Eukaryota, Fungi, Ascomycota, Eurotiomycetes, Eurotiales, Aspergillaceae.